Molecule: messenger RNA, 3021 nt
Organism: Symphalangus syndactylus (siamang)
Lineage: Eukaryota; Metazoa; Chordata; Mammalia; Primates; Hylobatidae
Gene: P3H4
Product: prolyl 3-hydroxylase family member 4 (inactive)
Biological process (GO): peptidyl-lysine hydroxylation; collagen fibril organization
Cellular component (GO): endoplasmic reticulum
Molecular function (GO): protein binding; collagen binding
Source: RefSeq, a predicted model, not a curated record
CCUUGCUUCUUUUGCGGGCACCUCCAAUUCUAGUCCCCUCCAGGUGGGUGGUGAAGCCGCGGAGUGUGAGAGGCAUCUCCAUGCUCAUCCGUGACCCCAGCUGUGCUCCAAGGGAAGGCAUCUCCAGGGAAGAGCAGCUUGGUCCCGCAAAAGCUGGACUGCAAGAAGGACUUUGUGACUUGGGAUGUGACGGGCACGGAGAUGGAGUGGGGGGUGGUGGCAGCGCAAGGUGUGCAGGUGACAGCAGGUGUGUACCUCCGACGUGGGCGGGGGAGACACUCGGAGGGUGCAGGAGGGCGCAACGACGGAAGGCCCGGCUCCAGGGCUUCCCUCUUGUAUGGGCAGCGCAGAGGAGGCGGCCCUCACUCAGUGUCCUGAUCUCAGGCGGGGGCACUGUUUGUGUGGGAAGGGCUUCCUGGGCUUCCCAUCUCUGGCGGGAAGCGCUCCCCGACUCAUUCUCUACGUAGGGGACACCCCCAAGGCAGGAGCCCGGGCCGACGGAGAGGACUUAGGACACUAUCGAACCCUCUGGGAAAAGAGGAGAGAAGUCGUGACCCAGGCCCCGCCCCGUCUUGCCGCCCUCGUGCCCGGCGCUAAGACCCAGCGGGCGCGCCGCCCGCCCGGGGCCCAGCCCUGUCCCCUUCCGUCCGCGGGGCCGCCAGCUCAGCUCCGGAGAGCCGGCGGCGCGGCGGGCAUGGCUCGGGUGGCGUGGGGGCUGCUGUGGUUGCUGCUGGGCAGCGCCGGGGCGCAGUACGAGAAGUACAGCUUCCGGGGCUUCCCGCCCGAGGACCUGAUGCCGCUGGCCGCGGCCUACGGGCACGCGUUGGAGCAGUACGAGGGAGAGAGCUGGCGCGAGAGCGCGCGCUACCUGGAGGCGGCGCUGCGGCUGCACCGGCUACUGCGCGACAGCGAGGCCUUCUGCCACGCCAACUGCAGCAGCCCCGCGCCCGCGCCCAAGCCCGACCCCGACGGCGGCCGCGCCGACGAGUGGGCCCGCGAGCUGCGGCUCUUCGGCCGCGUCCUGGAGCGAGCCGCUUGCCUGCGGCGCUGCAAGCGGACGCUGCCGGCCUUCCAGGUGCCCUACCCGCCGCGGCAGCUGCUGCGUGACUUCCAGAGCCGCCUGCCCUACCAGUACCUGCACUACGCGCUGUUCAAGGCUAACCGGCUGGAGAAGGCGGUGGCGGCGGCCUACACCUUCCUCCAGAGGAACCCGAAGCACGAGCUGACCGCCAAGUAUCUCAACUACUAUCGGGGGAUGCUGGACGUCGCCGACGAGUCCCUCACGGACCUAGAGGCCCAGCCCUACGAGGCUGUGUUCCUCCGGGCUGUGAAGCUCUACAACAGCGGGGAUUUCCGCAGCAGCACGGAGGACAUGGAGCGGGCCUUGGCAGAGUACCUGGCAGUUUUUGCCCGGUGCCUGGCCGGCUGUGAAGGGGCCCAUGAGCAGGUGGACUUCAAGGACUUCUACCCAGCCAUAGCAGUGAAUGAUGUGCGCCAGGCUGCCCGCAGCGCCGCCAGCUACAUGCUCUUCGACCCCAAGGACAGCAUCAUGCAGCAGAACCUGGUGUAUUACCGGUUCCACCGGGCUCGCUGGGGCCUGGAAGAGGAGGACUUCCAGCCCCGGGAGGAGGCCGUGCUCUACCACAACCAGACCGCUGAGCUGCGGGAGAUGCUGGAGUUCACCCACAUGUACCUGCAGUCAGAUGAUGAGGCCCAGCUCACAUGGUGCCUCCUCCAGGAAGCCCUUGCUGCAUGCCGUGGCUCUUUGUUCUGGGCUAGCAGUGCCCACUCUGACCUGUGUGCCUCCCUGGCCACCUGUAGCCUGGACCUGGGUGAUUGCAGCCCUGGUCCAUCUCAGCCCUGGCCCCCUUCUCCAGCCAGUCUCCAGGAGAACCGCACUGCAGGACAUAGGGCCACGUUCUUCCCUGUUCUCCCAUAUCCUGCAUAGAGCUUGGGCUCAGAAACUGAGUUUGAAUGAACCAGUGAAUGAAUGAAUGCAGGACCUCAGGACAGAAGGACCGUAUUGUAUUACAUUGAUUUAUUUUAUUUUAUUUAUUUUUAUUUAUUUAUUUAUUUAUUUAUUUAUUUAUUUAUUUAUUUAUUUGAGAUGGAGUCUCACUCUGCCACCCAGGCUGGAGUGCAGUGGUGUCAUCUCAGCUCACUGAAACCUCUGCCUCCCAGGUUCAUGCAAUGCUCCUGCCUCAGCCUCCUGAGUAGCUGGGAUUACAGGCGUGCACCACCACUCCUGGCUAAUGUUUGUAUUUUUAGUAGAGACAGUGUUUCACCAUGUUGGUCAGGCUGGUCUCGAACUGGUGACCUCAUGAUCCGCCUGCCUUGGCCUCCCAAAGUGCUGGGAUUACAGGCGUGAGCAGCCACGCCCGACCCUAUUAACAUUAAUUUCAAGUGAGGGUUUGACAGCCUUAGUUUCUCUGAGGUGUUGCUGCUCAGUGCUCAUUUAUGUAUCCUCUCCUUUGUUCAUGCCCCCAUGCCCCCACCCAUCCAACUCCGGGGGGAGGAGGGCAGAAUCUACACUGUCAGCACCCAGGAUGAGGGACUAGCCAGACCUGGCUCCAUUACUUACCAGUUGGGUGGCCUCCAAACAAGUGUCAGGCAACCUCUCAAGCUUCUGUUUCUUCAUCCAUUGAAUGGGGAGAAUCAUGCCCAUCUCACAUUGUUGUGGUGAGAAUAAUACAAGAUCUGGCCAGGUGUGGUAGCUCAUGCCUGUAAUCCCAGCAAUUUGGGAGGCCGAGGCAGAGGGAUCACCUGAGAUCAGGAGUUCAAGACCAGCCUGGCCAACAUAGUGAAACCCUGUCUCUACUAAAAAUACAAAAAUUACUCAGGUGUGGUGGUGGGCACCUGUAAUCCCAGCUACUGGGGAGGCUGAGGCAGGAGAAUCGCUUGAUCUGGAGGCAGAGGUUGCAGUCAACCGAGAUUGCGCCACUGCACUCCAGCCUAGGUGACAGAUUGAGACUCUUGUCUUGAAAAAGAAUUAAGUGAGAUCAAGUAUGUAUUUUUUUUUUU